AUGGCUUCCCAAGGCCCUCCUUCAUCCUCCCUCCCAUCAUCUAUGGGCCCCGGUGCUCGGCCGGUACAACAAGGCGAGUCCCCCGGAGGCGGGAUUGCGGAAAUCAUGCAGAUUCGCAACAAGUACUCGAUCCAAGUCGAGCCGGAGACGCUGAAGCUAGGCUACGAGCUCAAAGGCAUCCCACGCACCUACCGACUCGCCUUCGAGUCCAUCCCGAUGGGUAACCUGAAACGGAAAUGGCUCUUCGGAGGACCCAGGCGUGCGCAAAUAUCGGGAAUCACCGUAAUUGACUUCAUACGGGGCACCGAAAACCUUGCCGGCCGGCCAUUGACGCAGACAGAAGCCGAGGCCAUCGCCUUCUACAGCACGAACAGGACGAUCUACAGCUUGUGGGGGAACCUCACGGGCUGUGUGGCUGGAGGUCUGAUGGCUUGGAGGACGUACGACAAGAUGAAGUUUCCAUUCCGGAGUCCUCGGCCCAUGGAGGAGUACCAGAGCUUUCCGACCAAACGUUGGGCAUUAGCUACAGGAAAACAGGCGCAGUUCAUGUGGCAAUUUACAAGGUUCAACGUCUGGGCAGCUUUGGCCGUCUUCGCUGCCUCACCUUUGUUUGCGGCCGCGGGCAACACCUUUGGCAUGUACGGGCUGUACAAAGACGAACGCACCAAGGGACUCAUGAUGGAAAUCAAGGGCUCGCUGGAUCGCAUAGCUGCUAACCGCUAUAGAGGCCCUGACCAAAGACAAAACCCUCGUCCUCCGACUCAGGGACAGACCCAAGAUGGCCAGUACGGCAACCAGGACCCGCAAGGCUUCUACAGAGACCCAGGUCGUACUGACUAUUCCGGUGGUGACCAGUAUAGUGGCGACAGCUCGUUCACAGAUGGAACCACCGAUACUGGCGUAAUGGGAGAUGCACCAGCGCAGGCUCCUGAGGCAAGACAGUCGACCUCUUCGAGAUGGGGCAACCGAUCCGGGGCGCCUCGUGAACAUGAAACGCAAUACACUCGAGCGAAGAGCGAUGGUUUCUACGACUCACAGUCUCCUUCGUCGUCAGGCUCACCCUUCUUCGACGACGAUGACGCCUCUCCAACUGCCGGCAAUGACCCAGACAUGAGUACUCCAGGGCCAGCAUCGAAAGGCUUCCCUGGCUCCUGGGCGCGCAUCCGUCGCGAAAAUCAAAGAACAUCAUACUCAAACCCGAAUCCCUUCUCAGGCCAGUCGAAACCGGACCAAGGCUUCCAAGGCCAACAGCAGCAGCAGCAGCAGCAGCAGCACCAACCAGAUCCUCAGUCACAUUGGCAGAGGGACACCUCUCGCUCUACCGGUGUAGUGAACUCUGAGAAUAGCUUCUCUCAGAGCCCAUCCGAGCAACGCGAAGGUGGAGAUGGCUUCUCAUUCUCCAACUCAGAAGCAGACAGACAGCUCGCUCGUGAACAGGCACAGAAGGAGUUUGACGCAAUGCUAGACAAGGAGCGCCGGGCCAGCGGAAGCGACGAAUACGACCGAGGUAUGCGUGCCGUGCAAUCAGGCGAGGAGGGCGCGGCGGCAACUUCAGGCAUGAGCGCGUGGGAGAGGCGAAGAAGAGGGUAA
Molecule: messenger RNA, 1590 nt
Organism: Exophiala spinifera
Lineage: Eukaryota; Fungi; Ascomycota; Eurotiomycetes; Chaetothyriales; Herpotrichiellaceae
Exons: 1
Coding region: 1-1590 (529 amino acids)
Source: RefSeq, a predicted model, not a curated record